Ornithodoros turicata is the source of this 941-nucleotide messenger RNA. RefSeq lists its product as uncharacterized. The transcript has 3 exons. The coding region runs from base 106 to 693 and encodes 195 amino acids. Lineage: Eukaryota; Metazoa; Arthropoda; Arachnida; Ixodida; Argasidae. The record is from RefSeq and is a predicted model, not a curated record.
AUAUGUGCUCAAGAAGAAAGACAAAGUGCAAUGCGCGGGUCGCAGAGCCUGUGGCUGUCGCCCGGCGCUGCGCAAAAAUUGUGAGAUUCGUGCGGUCCCUUCGUCAUGUCAAUGUCGGACCGCAGUAGAAGACACGUAGAAAGCGAGUCCGAGUACGAGUCUUCGGAAUUGACCGAUGAGUGGGUUCGGAGCAGCGAUGGCGGUGUCCCUCGUCAUGCCAUGGUUGGAGGCCAGAACCUGCACGGAGAGCCUUUCUACAUAGCCCGAGUAAAUUUCCGGGGAAAUCUCCUUCCAGGCAAACUACUGCCUUCGGCACGUCUGUGCUUUGUCUCCUUGGACCAGGCAGAGUACUCGAGCAGCGUGUACGAGGUGCUCACACGGUCCUCAAAUCUCAGCUACCACUGGGUUCGAAUGGGAGGAUGCGUGAUUCCGCGCAACGCCAUCGUCGGUGGCAGGACUGCGAUGGGAGAGCUCAUCUACGUCGGCCGCCACAUGCACAAGGGUGAACUUACUCCCGGAAAGAUAAUUCCGUCUCAUCGCUGCAUCUACGUCCCUUAUCUCGGUAAAGAGAUACGGUACAGGGACUUUGAAGUUCUCAUUCAGGGAGAAUAUCCCUUCUUUGACGUACCCAAGAGGGAGUGCCCAAUAGCAAACAAGAAGGAUUCUCCAGCCGGAAGCUCGAGGCGAGUGUAAACUCCUCGUCAGCAGGAAAUAACAGCGCCUGCGUCUGUUUGUGCUAAGCUUCUCUUGGCAUGCUCUUCACGACGGUGUCCUUGCAAAUACUCGAAACUUCCGCUAACAAAAGGCUUGAGGCAUUUGGUGUCGGUAGUGCGAGUGUGCUAGAAAUGACGCUCUACCAAAAGGCUGUUGGACUCUCAACUAGUGCGAGGCGGAUUUUUUAUGUUAUCAUGUUAUAUUAUUAAAUUGACCAUGGUGGUUUA